This is a messenger RNA of Vidua chalybeata, 1800 nucleotides long. It is a transcript of the gene MEF2B, whose product is annotated as myocyte enhancer factor 2B. Gene Ontology annotation, molecular function: DNA-binding transcription factor activity, RNA polymerase II-specific; RNA polymerase II cis-regulatory region sequence-specific DNA binding; protein dimerization activity. Bases 90 to 1301 code for a protein of 403 amino acids. The transcript is spliced from 9 exons. NCBI's taxonomy places the organism in Eukaryota, Metazoa, Chordata, Aves, Passeriformes, Viduidae. The record is from RefSeq and is a predicted model, not a curated record. Gene Ontology annotation, biological process: positive regulation of transcription by RNA polymerase II.
CCCCGGCUCCGCUGCAGCGCCGGGAGGGCGCGGAGCUGCCGAGGAGGACGCGCCGCUGCCCAGCCCCAAACCCAACGGAGGAGGCGAAAAUGGGCCGGAAAAAAAUCCAGAUCAGCCGGAUUUUGGAUCAGCGGAACCGGCAGGUGACCUUCACCAAGCGGAAAUUCGGGCUGAUGAAGAAGGCGUACGAGCUGAGCGUGCUGUGCGACUGCGAGAUCGCCCUGAUCAUCUUCAACAGCACCAACCGCCUGUUCCAGUACGCCAGCACCGACAUGGACAAGGUGCUGCUCAAGUACACCGAGUACAGCGAGCCCCACGAGAGCCGCACCAACUCCGACAUCCUCGAGACGCUGAAGCGCAAAGGGCUGGGGCUGGAGAGCCACGAGCUGGAGCUGGAGGAGGGGCCGGAGCCGCCCGGGGACAAGGGCAGGAGGCUCGGGGAGGGCGUGGAUCUGUCGCUGGCGCGGCCCAGGUUUUAUAGCCCGGUGCCACUGCCCGAGGCCGCCUACGGCAGCUCGCCCCUGGCCACCGAGGGCUCCGUGGGCAGCGGCAGCAGCUCCCCGCAGGGCCAGGGCCGCUCUCCCGCCUUCAGACCCGCGGCUCCAAAGCCACCGGGACGGUCCCCAGGGCCACUGCCCCCAGGUCUCAGCUACCCCCUGUUCCCCGCCGCCAGCCUGAGCCGCGCCCUGGCCACCAAGACGCCGCCGCCGCUGUUCCUGGGGGCCGAGGGCCGGCGUGGCGAGUCCCAGGGCAGCCUGGCGAGCGGCCGGAGCGGUGGCAGCGCAGCGCGGCCGCUGUACCCCGCCCUGCAGACCCUGAGCCCCGUGCUCAGCCCGGGCAGCUCCGGCCUCCCGAGCCACGGCCUCGCCGGCUUCCCCUUCCUCAGCCCGGCCCAAGCGGAUUUUGGGGCUGGCGAGGUCCCGCCGCCCCCCGGCUUCCUGCAGCCCCCGGCGUGGCAGCACCCCCGGGACAUGGCAGCGCUGGGGGCCAGCAGCCGGAUCGUCCCCGCGGAGGAGCCAGCCGCUGUCCCCGGCGCGUCCCCGCAGCGCCAGGCCAUCAGCAUCAAGUCGGAGCGGGUGUCGCCGGGGCUGGGCUGUCCCCCGGGCACCCCCCAGCCCUGCCUGGCCAGCCUGGCGUCCCUCAGCGAAGCCUCCCGAGCCCCCGGCGACCUCCAGCCCCGCGAUGACUUCGCCAAGGGCUUCCCCCCGUACGCGCCGGGGCCGCCGCGGCCGCUGCCGGACGAGCAGAGGGUCCCCGUCCCCACGCGGAGGGGACAGCCCGAGGACGUUUGGCAGAGAUAGCGGGGGAGCGGGGAAAGCCCUGCCUGGGGGAGCAGCCCCCCGCUUCUCCCCCAUCUCAGCCCCCUCGGGAAGCCCCCCCGUGCCCGUGGCGGUGACCGGCGGUGCCACCGGGCUCCCUGCAGGGUCACUGUCCCCCAGCCUGGGGCUGCAGCUCCUUGAGACCCUCCCCUCCCUGCCCGGAGCCCCCAAAUGCCACCAGGUCCCCUCCUUUCGGCUCUGCCCGCCGCCUCCCCCCCCCCCCAGGAGCCCGGCGCUGUCGCGGUGUCCUGCGCGGUGGCGUUGGACGCUGUCCCCGCCCGUCCCUGCGCCUGUCCCCGCGCCAGCAGCGUGUCCCCAGCGAGCGGGAGUGGCCGGGAAGUGCCACGCGGUGGCAGCAGGACUGAGAGAAGCGACAGCGGCUCCAGCCCUGCAGCCCCCGGCCCAAUUCCGCGGCCGGGGGGACAGGGGAGGGGACAGGGGACGGGCGGGGCGGGGGGUGCUGCGCCCCCAGCCAGGGGCU